Molecule: messenger RNA, 1086 nt
Organism: Branchiostoma belcheri (Belcher's lancelet)
Lineage: Eukaryota; Metazoa; Chordata; Leptocardii; Amphioxiformes; Branchiostomatidae
Product: heat shock 70 kDa protein 12B-like
Exons: 5
Coding region: 1-1077 (358 amino acids)
Source: RefSeq, a predicted model, not a curated record
AUGGCGAUGACCACCUCACUCAAUGUUUUAGUGGUCGCUGCAAUCGACUUUGGCACAACAUUUAGUGGAUAUGGGUUCGCAUUUCCGCACUCUAAGGAUAAUGAAAAAAAUGAUGACCCGAUUUAUCUCAACAAGAAUUGGGGGCAAAACCUCGGAUGUCAAUCGUAUAAAGCUCCCACUACUGUUCUCUUUGGCCCUGACAAAAAAUUCAUCGCAUUUGGAUUCGAGGCGGUGGAGAAGUACGCAACUCUGACGGAAAAUGGAGAAGACAAGUCAUACUACUUUUUCGAACACUUUAAGAUGAGACUACAUUCUAACCACUCGGAAAUCAGAAGGGACAUGCCCCUCGCGGCUAGUAACGGGAAGACUUUGCCUGCGUUGGACGUCUUCUCGAAAUCUCUGAAAUUCCUUAGCGACCACCUGAGAGAGGCGGUGAAAAUUAUACCGACCAACCCUAAGUUGAGAAAUAUCAAAACCAUUUUUCUGGUCGGGGGUUUUGCCGAUUCACCAUUGUUGUGGAAGGCAGUUGCGGCUGCUGUUUCGGACCGUGGAGUCCGUGUAUUGGUCCCUGAAGAGGCAUGUUUAGCUGUUAUCAAGGGCGCAGUUAUGUUCGGACGAAAUCCGAACGCCAUUCAGGAAAGGGUAAGCGCACGUACCUACGGUGUCAGGUCGAUGACAACUUUCAUAGAGGGGCUCCAUCCGCCUCAGAAAAAAGUCGUUGCUCACGGGACUGCACUUGCUACUGAUAUUUUCAACAAAUUUGUAGGGGUAGAUGAGUUAGUGGAAUUACAGUGCAGACGAAGCAUUGACUUUAAAGCACUAAGGGACGAUCAACGCAGUGCAACCGUCUAUCUGUUUUCUACGAGUAAAAGGGACCCACAAUUUACCACAGACCACGGUAUGAGUCUCUGUGGUCGGGUUCAAGUUGAUAUGCCCGACACACGAGGUGGAAGGGAACGUGUUAUAAGGGUAACGUUUAUUUUUGGUGGAACAGAAAUUGACGUUCAAGCGGAGGAUCUCACCUCCCACAUGCGAGCGUUCGCCACAAUCGACUUCCUCACUAAGCAUAACCCAUGACCAGCUUUG